Messenger RNA from Iphiclides podalirius (scarce swallowtail), 438 nucleotides. The record is from the annotation of a GenBank genome assembly. NCBI's taxonomy places the organism in Eukaryota, Metazoa, Arthropoda, Insecta, Lepidoptera, Papilionidae.
AUGUACUACACUUCGAUUCUUAAGGAGUACCCAAUUCGGACGGGCGGCGGCGUCUUCCUCGCGCUAUCGAUCAGAGGCCGUGCGGCGUGGCCCGUGCCACUUACCGACGUCUUCGCACCCAAUUUAUCGCGCGCCCGAGGAGUCGACGCGAUAUGCUCGACCCCCCCCGCGCACCCCACCGUAGCGUCAUAUUGCGAUGCUCGUCUGCGGCGGAAAAUGAAACACCGCCUAUCGGUACGCGAUCUAGACGCCCACGACACGCUUUUUCGUUUAAAAGAAAAGCGGGCAGCACGGGGGCCCGGCCCCGGCCCUCCCCCGGGAGCCGAUCGAUGCGACCCGCGCCCGCGCCCGCCUCCGCCUCCGCCGCCGCCUCCGCGCCGCACUCAACGCGCACCGCCCCACGACUAUUUGCAUAUUCCUAACAAGAAACCGAAAGAU